AUGGCAGAGGCUACAGUCAAGGUAGACGAUCAUCCUUUUGCCAACGCAUUGGUAUCGGUCUUUGGAGUGAUCUACUUCGUAGCUUGGUCAUACUCGUUCUACCCUCAAUUGAUAUUGAACUACAAACGGAAAAAGACGACGGGUCUUUCACCAGAUUUCAUCUAUAUCAACCCGGUUGGAUUUUUAGCACUGACAAUAUGGUCUUGGGGAGCUUAUUUCUCUCCUAUAGCAAAGAAACAAUAUCAAUCAAGACAUGAUGGACAUUCACCUCAAAUAUCGAAAUCAGAUCUAGCGUUUUCUUUACAUGCUCUUUUAAUUUCCACGAUCACCGUAAUUCAAGUGUGGUAUUAUUCUCGACGAUCAUCUGUCAAACCCAGAGCCGGACCCGGACCCAGGCAAACACCCUCCAGGAGAGGUGAAGAAGAGCCAUUGUUACUCAAUAAUCAAGAUCAAGAUAAUCUUAAAAGUAAUUUAUUGAUAUCAGAUACACCUACGAGACCUUCCUUGACUUGUCAACUAGCUCUUUUGGGUGUAUUCGCAGCAUCGAUCAUUUCAGCUAUAUUAGUUUGGUAUGGUAAAUAUCAAUUCCUAGAUUGGCUGUAUCUCAUUUCAUCAAUCAAAUUAUUCAUCUCCAUGGUCAAAUACAUCCCUCAGGUUGUAUUGAAUUGGAAUUUGAGGAGUGUAGAAGGUUUCGCAAUUGGUGUAGUCAUUUGUGAUCUAAUCGGAUCCAUAUUCUCCUUCGCACAAUUGGUUGUCUCAUCAAUAUAUAUCGAUGGUGAUGCAGGUGGUAUAAUAGCUAAUCCUGCAAAAAUGGGUUUAUCAGCUUUAUCACUGGGAUUCGAUUUGAUCUUUAUCAUUCAGAAAUAUUGGUUCUUCGCAAAUACCAGCAAAGAGGAUGAGGUCCAGGGUGGCUCAGGUGAUGAAGAGGAUUAG
Molecule: messenger RNA, 933 nt
Organism: Kwoniella shivajii
Lineage: Eukaryota; Fungi; Basidiomycota; Tremellomycetes; Tremellales; Cryptococcaceae
Exons: 3
Coding region: 1-933 (310 amino acids)
Biological process (GO): L-cystine transport
Cellular component (GO): vacuolar membrane; fungal-type vacuole
Molecular function (GO): L-cystine transmembrane transporter activity
Source: RefSeq, a predicted model, not a curated record